Lodderomyces orthopsilosis Co 90-125 is the source of this 951-nucleotide messenger RNA. RefSeq lists its product as uncharacterized. Bases 1 to 951 code for a protein of 316 amino acids. The transcript has a single exon. Gene Ontology annotation, cellular component: mitochondrion. NCBI's taxonomy places the organism in Eukaryota, Fungi, Ascomycota, Pichiomycetes, Serinales, Debaryomycetaceae. The record is from RefSeq and is a predicted model, not a curated record.
AUGUUUAAAUUGAGUCACCCUUUGAGAGCUUCUGCAUCAACAGUGGCAGGACAUACCAAACUAAGUGGUACUUAUGUACGGUACUUUUUCCAAACAUGUGUUAGACAAAACAAUACGCCAAUUGAAACGGUGGAUUUAGUAUACGAUGAGUUUGAAGCACCCAACCUGAACAAAUCACCACUUGUGUUUCUCCAUGGAUUGUUUGGGUCGAAAUCAAACAAUCGGACUGUUGCAAAACAUCUAAGUGAGAGGCUUGAUCGAAAUGUCUAUUGUCUCGACUUACGGAACUUCGGAUCCAGUCCUCAUAACAAGAGAUUAGAUUACCCCAGUCUUGCUGCUGAUGUAGAAAACUGGGUUAUUCAGCGUGACUUCAAGCAAAAGCCAAUCCUUAUCGGACACUCAAUGGGCGCAAAAACAGCAAUGGCUGUUGCAUUGCGUAAACCAAAUAUACCCAGGAUGAUUGUUAGUGUUGAUAACGCACCAAUAACUUUUGGAAAUACAGAUUCCAAAUUCAAUAAAUACAUAAAUCAAUUGCGCCUAAGUUUAGAAAAGUACCAUUAUACGAAUAUCAAGGAUGUUGACGCAAAGUUAGCUGAAGUAGAGCCCAAUAAAGUUGUUCGACAAUUUGUAUUGAUGAAUAUGAAACGAGGUAAAAAAGAUGAACCAGUAACUUCUAAAAUCCCAUUGGAUAUCAUUGGAGAUGCAGUGAGUAAAGGAUUUAUAGCUAGUUGGCCAUAUUCUCCCAAUGAAGUGAGAUGGACAGGACCAGCGCUUUUCAUAAGAGGCAUCGAGUCACAUUAUAUUCCCGAUGAUGUGUUUCCCGAAAUUGCCCAAUUCUUUCCUAAUUUUGAAAUUAGAGAUAUUAAAUGUGGACAUUGGGUGAUAAGUGAAAGGCCAAAUGAGUUUAUGAAUGUUUUGUGUGAGUAUGUAGAGCGUAUAGAGGAUGAGUAG